AAUUCUCUUUCUCCACUCUAAACGAUUUUGGGUUAAAUCCUCGGAUGUUAACCUAUAAUACCUACAUAUUACAUCUCAUAGCAACCUGUUAACCAAAAUUUCCAAUUUAAUUGUGCGAUAUGUGAGUUGCAGCUAAUAUUUUUACAUUUAUUACGGAACUUCACUUUUGUUCUUAUUCUGGGACAUGCAUGUUGUUCUUCCAUUGUGGUGGCUGUAAACCCAUCUAGUAUGGGUCAUUCAACAAAAGAUAAUGGGCAAGGAUGGCAAGCAUAAAUAAUAGGGGAAAGGAAUUCUAUUAUUCUUCUCAAAUGUAUUGGCAUUCGAACUGAUUUGAUGUGUUUAUCUGGCAGGCCAGAAUCAUUUGAUCCAAGAGGCCUUUUGUGUGAUCCACACGAGCCUGGAGGACUGUUUCCAAUUAGAAAGUCACAAGAUGCUGCUGUUGGUGAGCUUGUACGUAUGCUAAAGAAAGCACCACCUCUACGCCAAGACUUCUCCACUUCAGUUUGUUUGUCGCAAGACAAAAUGUCUAGCAGCAGCCUCCAAGAGCAGCAGGCUUCUGCAAGCAUUGCAUCUUCAGGGCUUGUUGCAUCAAAGACAACAGCUGAUGCAUUGGAAGAACUUCGGGGUUACAAAGAGAUGAAGAAAGACUUGUUGCUUAGUCAAGCUGGUAGGUCCAACACAUCAGCAAAUGAUACUUGUAUGCAAAAAUCUACAACUGGUUGAACUCGUGUUGAUACUUGCACAUAUGUAUAGCUAAUGGUUUAAGAGGUGAUUUCAUACUAUACGAAUGUUUUAUUAGCGCCCAUUUCCUCUGUAUAUAUGAGGCGAUGUGAAAUGAUGAGUGAGUUUCAUACAUUAUCGAAAGGUUUACAGCUAACUUUAAAUUGCCGCAACUUUUGUAGGUAAAUUCUGUGCUGUGUUUAUGACUGCUUAAAAAUAGUGAGAUCUUGGCUUCUGUGUCA
This is a messenger RNA of Hevea brasiliensis (rubber tree), 962 nucleotides long. RefSeq names its product autophagy-related protein 13b-like. Bases 334 to 723 code for a protein of 129 amino acids. Gene Ontology annotation, biological process: protein localization to phagophore assembly site; piecemeal microautophagy of the nucleus; autophagosome assembly. The record is from RefSeq and is a predicted model, not a curated record. The transcript has a single exon. Gene Ontology annotation, cellular component: Atg1/ULK1 kinase complex; cytosol; extrinsic component of membrane. NCBI's taxonomy places the organism in Eukaryota, Viridiplantae, Streptophyta, Magnoliopsida, Malpighiales, Euphorbiaceae.